UUCCUAAAACGAAAUAGAAAAAAAUAAUAAAGAAAAAAUAAAAAUACCUUAAAGACAAGUUUGUGUAAUUAAGAAAAAGAGAAAAACAUAAAUAUAUAACUAAAAAAAAACAUAAAAUAACACUAACAACAUGGAUCUAUUGGGUUCAAUACUUAAUGCCAUGGACAAACCUCCAACUGCCAAUGAGGAACAAAAGAAAUUGAUCAAACGACAGAGGGAAAUGGCAGAACGUUUGAAAAACAAACAGAAAGAAGAACUACUGAGAUUUCGCAAAUAUGUGGAAGAGCGAAUAGGGCGCUUUGCCAAGGAUGAUCGCCAUCAUAUAGAAUUUCAGCCCUUAGAUAAGGUACAUCGUGCUGUCAUACAUGAGGUAGCCGAAUAUGGUGGUUUCAUAUGUAUGAGUUUUGGCUGUGAAGAUAUCGAUCGUUAUUCGGUAGUGUAUAAGAAAGAAAAUGCCCCCACUGAAGAUGAAAUUGCCGCCAGGCGUAAUGGUGAUGGUUGGAAUGAUGAAGUGGCAAAGGAAUAUGCCGAGAGGCGUAUUAAGCAAAAAGAAUUGGAAUUGGAACAAAAAAGAUUGGCUCGUGCUUCCGCUACCGCAGCAAAUGCCGCCCCAGCCACAACUUCCACUUCAAACAAUAACAAACAAUCAAACCAAUCCUCAGCACAAGCACAGGAAACAGAGAUUAAGCCAACAUUUAAUUAUAAGGAUAAAUAUGCUCAUUUGAUUGGUCAGGAAGCUGCUUUAGAGGCAGCUCGUAAAACUGAAACAAACGUAAGUUAUGGUUUUGUACCCAGUAAAAAUAAAAAAGAUAUGCGAUCCAUAGAACAAACUUUGGCCGAUAUACAGGCCAAAAAGAGGCUUAAGUUACAGUUACAACAAGAACAACAGCAGCAGCAACAACAACACCAACAAGAGCAAGCGGAAAUACCAAAUGACGCUUCAUCCGUUAAUAACAAUUCUAACAUCACUAUAACUACUACUCCUUCAAACGAGACAUUACACUGAUAAUUUUAAUUUUUGUUGUAUAUUUAACUAUACUCUAUUUGUAGUAUAUAGAUUUUUUUUAAUUUUAAUUUUGUUAAGACUCCGUCUACUUCCUAUUAUAACAAGAAAUACGAAAAAACGGCCAUAAUUAAACUUAAUUUAGAAACAAACAAAAAUACAAAGAACAAGAAAUUGGAUAAAAAAUAUAUUAAGCAAAAGUGUGAGAGUGCAAGAGAGAAAAAGUGUGAGAGAGUAAAUAUUAUAUUGUUACACCAUAUUCAAAGGCAGUGGAGUUUAUAAAAAAAACUUUUAUUAUUGAUCACAAAACGUGUUAAAUAUCUUUUUUAAAUAUGUAUUUGAAGCAAGAAGAAACUAGAUCAAUAUCUGGAUCGCUAAUACAAAUCUAGUUCAGCUCUUUUUCUGUUCUAGUUCUUGUUCAGUGUUCUAAUUGUGUUUUAGUUCAGCUCUAGUUCUGUUCUGGUCACUUCUAGCUCAGUACUAGUUAAGU
Messenger RNA from Lucilia cuprina (Australian sheep blowfly), 1493 nucleotides. Its product is annotated as sperm-associated antigen 7. Bases 131 to 1006 code for a protein of 291 amino acids. The transcript has a single exon. Gene Ontology annotation, molecular function: nucleic acid binding. The record is from RefSeq and is a predicted model, not a curated record. Lineage: Eukaryota; Metazoa; Arthropoda; Insecta; Diptera; Calliphoridae.